CAUCAACGUAAGACUUCAGAGACUGAAGACGCGCCGGCAAAGCCCAACAUAUCUCUCAAAAGUUCCAAAUACUCACACUCUCUCUCUUUCUUUCUCACUCUCCUCUCAAACCCUCUAUUUAGGGUUUGUUUCGGCCAAAUUCCCGCCAAUAACCCCCGGCUUCAGAUUCAACAAUUCUCGAGAAAAUCCGAAUCUCUGAGAAAGUGGAAGAAAGAGCAUGGGAAAAGACGAGGAAGAAAUGAGGGGAGAGAUUGAGGAGAGGCUGAUAAACGAGGAGUACAAGAUAUGGAAAAAGAACACACCUUUCUUGUACGAUCUGGUUAUAACCCAUGCCCUAGAAUGGCCUUCGCUUACAGUCGAGUGGCUUCCGGACCGGGAAGAGCCUCCAGGGAAGGACUAUUCUGUGCAGAAGAUGAUUCUGGGGACCCAUACCUCCGAGAACGAGCCUAAUUAUCUUAUGCUUGCUCAGGUACAGCUACCAUUGGAGGACGCAGAGAACGAUGCUCGCCAUUAUGAUGAUGAUCGAGCUGAGGUUGGCGGUUUUGGUUGCGCCAAUGGCAAGGUGCAAAUAAUCCAGCAAAUAAAUCAUGAUGGAGAGGUUAAUCGAGCUCGUUAUAUGCCUCAGAAUCCAUUUAUUAUUGCGACAAAGACCGUCAAUGCUGAAGUUUUUGUGUUCGAUUAUAGCAAACACCCAUCUAAGCCUCCUUUAGAUGGUGCAUGCAGUCCUGACUUGAGGCUGAGGGGCCACAGCACUGAAGGAUAUGGUUUAUCAUGGAGUAAGUUCAAGCAGGGUCAUUUACUCAGUGGUUCUGAUGAUGCUCAGAUAUGCCUGUGGGAUAUUAACGCGACUCCCAAGAACAAAACCCUUGAGGCUAUGCAAAUAUUUAAGGUUCAUGAAGGUGUGGUAGAAGACGUAGCAUGGCAUUUGAGGCAUGAAUACUUAUUUGGUUCUGUUGGUGAUGAUCAAUACCUUCUUAUAUGGGAUCUCCGGACUCCAUCCGUUACCAAGCCUGUCCAAUCUGUAGUUGCUCAUCAAAGUGAAGUUAACUGUUUGGCAUUCAAUCCCUUCAAUGAAUGGGUUGUUGCAACUGGAUCCACUGACAAAACUGUUAAGCUGUUUGAUCUACGCAAAAUCAAUACUGCUCUCCACACCUUUGAUUGCCAUAAGGAGGAGGUUUUCCAAGUCGGUUGGAAUCCGAAAAAUGAAACUAUCUUAGCUUCUUGUUGCCUUGGCAGGCGACUCAUGGUGUGGGAUCUUAGCAGAAUCGAUGAAGAGCAGACACCAGAGGAUGCUGAAGAUGGUCCACCAGAGUUGCUUUUUAUUCAUGGUGGUCACACCAGUAAAAUAUCUGAUUUUUCGUGGAACCCAUGUGAAGAUUGGGUUGUUGCUAGUGUUGCUGAAGAUAACAUACUCCAAAUCUGGCAGAUGGCCGAGAACAUUUACCAUGACGAAGAUGAUUUACCCGAAGAGCCGGCAAAGCCUUAGUAUAAUUUCCAAUACUUAGCAAAAUAUAGUCAGCUAAAGCUAAUUAGAGAAGGGGGAAUGUAGGGCUUUAUUUAUGUACGUCUUUCUGUAACUUUCUGCUUUUCUCCCCUCUUCACCAUUGCAUGUGAGAUUUUGUGUUUUAUUUUGCUGAGUUAGAUCAGUGAUGUAUUGACCCAUGCUUAGUAAUUAUAUUCAGUACUUUGGCAUGGAAAGUAACUUUCCAAGGUAA
Messenger RNA from Prunus persica (peach), 1715 nucleotides. Its product is annotated as WD-40 repeat-containing protein MSI1. The transcript is spliced from 6 exons. Gene Ontology annotation, cellular component: nucleus. NCBI's taxonomy places the organism in Eukaryota, Viridiplantae, Streptophyta, Magnoliopsida, Rosales, Rosaceae. The record is from RefSeq and is a predicted model, not a curated record. Gene Ontology annotation, molecular function: histone binding. Gene Ontology annotation, biological process: regulation of gene expression. The coding region runs from base 218 to 1486 and encodes 422 amino acids.